Messenger RNA from Tachysurus vachellii, 1308 nucleotides. RefSeq names its product 6-pyruvoyltetrahydropterin synthase (gene pts). The transcript is spliced from 6 exons. Bases 84 to 533 code for a protein of 149 amino acids. Gene Ontology annotation, cellular component: mitochondrion. Gene Ontology annotation, biological process: tetrahydrobiopterin biosynthetic process. Gene Ontology annotation, molecular function: 6-pyruvoyltetrahydropterin synthase activity. The record is from RefSeq and is a predicted model, not a curated record. Lineage: Eukaryota; Metazoa; Chordata; Actinopteri; Siluriformes; Bagridae.
GCCCACAUUCAAUAAACCGCUGUGUUAUUAGAGCUGGUCCAGCUGUUUAUAUCAGUAUCGCUUUCUCCCAGUCGUGUGUCAUAAUGGAGAAAGGUGUGAAGCGUGUGAUCGCUGCAAGGGAGCGUUUCUGUUAUAUUACACGGGUGCAGAGUUUCAGCGCUUGCCAUCGACUGCACAGUAAAUCACUGACUGAUGAAGAGAACGAGAGAAUAUUUGGAAAAUGCAACAAUCCCAAUGGCCAUGGACACAACUACAAAGUUGAAGUUACAGUACGAGGAAAGAUUGACCAAAACACAGGAAUGGUGAUGAACAUCACUGAUCUUAAACAGAGUAUAGAGGAGGGAAUCCUGAAACCACUUGACCACAAAAACCUGGAUCUGGAUGUGCCAUUCUUUGCUAAUACCGUCAGCACAACUGAAAACCUGGCAGUGUUUAUCUGGGACAACAUGGUCAAGCUCCUUCCACCUAACCUGCUCUAUGAGAUCAAGGUGCAUGAGACGGACAAGAACAUUAUUGUGUAUCGAGGGGAGUAAAGCAGUUCCUUGGUUGAUGCUUGUUCAUUUAGAUUUUUAGACAUUGUAGAUUUUUAUUAGAUUAGAGCAAGAGGAACACCUGCUGUGGCCUGCGCAUUAGGAUUAACAUAAGGCACAAAAGAGAAUGUGGCUCAGCUCUCUACCAUGUGAUGUGAGACUGAUCCUAUUAAACAUGGAGCUUACAGCAAGUGUAAAUCUUUUUUCCCCACAAAUUAAUUUACAAUCCAACUUUGUUUCCUUAUGUCAAUUUUUGAACUUAUUUUCAACAUGUUUAUAUUAUUUGCUUGAAGUAACUCAUAUUUGUGUUAAUAAAUUGCUUACAGAUUUACAGUUGUUUUUAACACUAAUGUCAUUCUUAUUAACCAAGAAUCAUUUUUUUCUCUCACAACAAAGCUUUAAACCUAUUGUAUAUUGUAAUAAAUUAUUUUUAAAUUAUGGUUAUUUAUCUUCAUUGAGUGGUUCCUUAUUCCAUUUUUGUAGAAUGUUUCAUUUCUUGAAAUGUGAUCUAAAUCUUUUUCUAUUGUUACUGUACUUAACCUCACAUUCCUCACUGAAGACAGAACACACUUCCAGUGCGUUACUGCUGAUUUACGCCGCUGUCUGUGGUUUGCCCUGGAGUUUUCACACAUACAGUACAUGUUGACAGUGUUCAGUGAUCUAUGAAGAUGUAGAUAAUCAGUGACAGAGAAAGUAAAUCUAAGUGUCUAUGAAGCACUUCAGAAGAAAUCAGCCUACAAAUCAAAAAUGACUACCUAGCGAUUUAUAAAGCCGGUAA